This is a messenger RNA of Formica exsecta, 737 nucleotides long. It is a transcript of the gene Ssb-c31a, whose product is annotated as activated RNA polymerase II transcriptional coactivator p15. The transcript has 4 exons. The record is from RefSeq and is a predicted model, not a curated record. Gene Ontology annotation, biological process: positive regulation of transcription initiation by RNA polymerase II. NCBI's taxonomy places the organism in Eukaryota, Metazoa, Arthropoda, Insecta, Hymenoptera, Formicidae. Bases 168 to 503 code for a protein of 111 amino acids. Gene Ontology annotation, molecular function: transcription coactivator activity; DNA binding.
UGAUUUUACAAUAUUAUUAUAUCAUAAUACAUACGAUAACGAAGUAUUUAAUUUUUAUUUGUGAUCGUAAUCUGUGUCUUGAAAAUAUUAAUUAAUUCAUCAUAUGGAAACGAUAAAACGCAAAUGCAAAGGAUUUAGAUUCUGCCGUUACAUCUUUUGAGUCGAAGAUGCCAAAGUCAAAAGAAUAUGUGUCUGAUAGCGAUGAUAGCAGCGAGGAGGAAGUACAGUCAAAGAAAAAGAAACGACAGGAUGAAGACGAGAAACCAGUAACAAAAAAGCCGAAAAAAGAAGAAGAAGAAACUAUCUGGGAUUUGGGAAAUAAUCGUCAAGUGAAUGUCAGGGAUUUCAGAGGCAAAUAUUACGUAGAUAUCCGAGAAAUGUAUUAUGACAAAGAGGGCGAUUUGAAACCUGGCAAAAAAGGAAUAUGCUUAACCAUGCAACAAUGGCGAAAAUUUAUGAAUGUUGUGGAAGAGGUAGAUAAAGUGGCAAAAUCAAAGUGUUAAGAGUUCUCUUUUCCUUAUAUCUAAAAUGUUUCUUUUAUAUUCAUGAUUUUUCUGAGAUAUGUUAAAAUUUUGAAAAAAUAAAUAAUUGUACAUUUUUUUAUGUAUCAAAUUACACAUAGAUGAUAGAGUAAAACUACAUAAAAUGUAAUACUAUUUAAAAAAUGUAACUGUGUUUAAGAAAAAAUAACAUUUACUGCUGGUUUGUAAAAAAUAAAUAAAAUAUUUUCUUUUAUA